AUGACCAUGUUUACAAUCGUCCAACGUGCCCUCCCGCCGCUGUCCCUCCCCUGGCGACGCCGAAGUAGCCUAAAAGGCAAAUCACCAGAGACAGACUUUGACCUCACCAACAACGGCACCGACACCGAACCGAACGGCCCAAACGCCGAACACAUUGCAUCUACGGACCUGCACAGUGACGUCUCGCCAUCAAGUCCCCUGCAGGCCCAUCUAGCGGUGAGAGACGAUGCACGCGAGUCUGCAGAAUUUCUCCAACCAAUAUGUGCCACUCCGAGUAAUAUGUCUGAAUUGGAAUCGGAUUCGACUUCCGCGCGCUGCUCUCGUUCCACUGAGAAGGCUCGUUCGGCGCGGGCUGAGUGUGCUCGUGCUGUUAGUUGGGCGAGUAUUGUCCGCAGUCAAUGCCGGUGGACAUUCGAGCAGGAGAAAGAGCUCCUGCAUGCACAGAGGCAGCUAGCGAGGUGUCAGAAGGCCUGGAGCUCGGAGCAGGAGUUGUGGUUGACUUGUGUUCAAGCCCUGAGUGAAGAAAAAGAAUCCCAUGUAGGUUUCCUCUCAAUGCGACAUAAGCAACACUACGAAGAGCAAGUGCAAUUUCGAAAGGCCUGGAGGCGACGGCGAUCGUCAUCUGGGGAUGAAGAGAUGCAGAAGACCGUGAUCGAGAAUUUCAAUCGAUCGGGUAAAUUACGUCGCUUGCAGCGGCAUGGCUAUUUGGGGCCCCGGUUGGGCACGACUGGAUCGACGCCUGUGGCGGCUAAGGCGUAA
Messenger RNA from Penicillium antarcticum, 759 nucleotides. RefSeq lists its product as uncharacterized. NCBI's taxonomy places the organism in Eukaryota, Fungi, Ascomycota, Eurotiomycetes, Eurotiales, Aspergillaceae. The record is from RefSeq and is a predicted model, not a curated record. Bases 1 to 759 code for a protein of 252 amino acids. The transcript is spliced from 2 exons.